This is a messenger RNA of Mizuhopecten yessoensis (Yesso scallop), 2522 nucleotides long. Its product is annotated as urocanate hydratase-like. Gene Ontology annotation, biological process: L-histidine catabolic process. The coding region runs from base 76 to 2112 and encodes 678 amino acids. The record is from RefSeq and is a predicted model, not a curated record. The transcript has 21 exons. Lineage: Eukaryota; Metazoa; Mollusca; Bivalvia; Pectinida; Pectinidae. Gene Ontology annotation, molecular function: urocanate hydratase activity.
UAAAGUCAAUGCCAAGGUCUUACAAGAUAAACACAAGAUCGGAAUAAUAAACAGUCGGUGGAGAAGACAGAGAAAAUGUCCUCUUUGAAAGAAAUUUGCGAGGGUCUCCCACUGGACCCACUUCCUCCGAGGCGACCGAGGGAUGAAUCCGUGGCCCACGCUCCCGUGCGGACACCCGAUCUGUCUCCUGCGGAACAAAGGCUGGCUUUGGAGAACGCCUUGCGGUAUUUCCCGUCUAACCUUCACGAGACGUUGGCCCCAGAGUUCGCCGAGGAACUACAGAGUUAUGGUCAUAUAUACAUGUAUCGAUUCCUGCCUCAGAUGCAGAUAAGGGCUUAUCCUAUUGGGGAAAUACCUGCCAGAAAUCGACAUGCGGCAGCUAUAAUACAUAUGAUUCUUAACAACCUUGACCCCCGAGUGGCUCAGUUCCCACAGGAGUUAGUGACGUAUGGUGGGAAUGGACAGGUGCUCUCAAACUGGGCACAGUUUUGGGUGCUGAUGAAAUACUUAUCGGAAAUGACUGACGAUCAGACCCUAGUAAUGAAUUCCGGACACCCUCUGGGCCUCUUCCCCAGCAGUACGUCAGCUCCGCGACUGGUCAUCACGAACGGCAUGGUCAUACCAAAUUACUCGUCAAGGGAUGACUACGAGAAGAUGUUUGCAUUGGGGGUCACAAUGUAUGGUCAGAUGACUGCCGGAAGCUACUGUUAUAUUGGACCACAGGGUAUCGUCCAUGGUACCACGCUUACUAUCCUAAACGCUGCUAGGAAACACCUUGGCGUUACAGAUAUGGCAGGGAAGGUUUUUGUGACAUCCGGACUGGGAGGAAUGAGUGGUGCCCAACCAAAGGCUGCCGCCAUUUGUGGCUGUAUCGGGGUUGUGGCAGAGGUAAGCAGGGAGGCAUUGGAAAAGCGACACAAACAAGGGUGGUUGAUGCAAGUAACUGACAACAUGGACGAAUGUAUGGCUAUUAUCCGACAGGCUCGGAGGCAGAAGACAACACUGAGCCUGGGGUAUCAUGGGAACAUCGUUGAUAUUUGGGAGAGAUUUGUGUAUGAGUAUGAGAGCACAGGAGAUCUGUUAGUGGACCUGGGAUCAGAUCAGACUUCCUGUCACAACCCAUUCCUCGGCGGAUACUACCCUGUACAGAUUUCAUACGAGGAAGCACUGACGACUAUGCACGAAGACCCCAUACGAUUCAAAAAUCUUGUCCAGGAAAGCCUACGGAGACAAAUUGCCGCCAUUAACAAACUUGCCGACAGAGGAAUGUUCUUCUGGGAUUAUGGAAAUGCUUUCUUACUAGAAGCGGACAGGGCCGGUGCUGAGGUAGGCCGACAGCAGGGACUGAAUGGAACAAUGUUUAGAUACCCUUCCUACGUCCAGGAUAUUAUGGGCGACAUAUUCUCCCUAGGGUUUGGACCAUUCAGAUGGGUGUGCACAUCUGGCGACCCGUCUGACCUUGAAAAGACUGACGAAAUAACGGCGUCAAUACUGGAGGACAUUAUCAACAAAGGAGUACCAGAAGGAAUCAAACAACAAUAUACUGAUAAUAUCAGAUGGAUCAGAGAGGCGAAGUCAAACAAACUGGUUGUUGGAUCUCAGGCGCGAAUUCUGUACUCCGACCAAAAUGGUAGGAUUGCAAUCGCAACAGCUUUCAACGAUGCUGUGGCAGACGGGAAACUCAAGGGUCCAGUGGUGUUGAGUCGAGAUCACCAUGACGUGAGUGGUACAGACAGUCCGUUCCGGGAAACGUCCAACAUAUAUGACGGGUCAGCAUUUACAGCAGACAUGGCAGUGCAGAACGCCAUCGGAGAUGCAUUUCGAGGAGCUACGUGGGUAGCUCUUCACAAUGGCGGAGGUGUAGGUUGGGGCGAGGUGAUCAAUGGAGGAUUUGGUCUCGUGUUGGACGGAUCCCAGGAUGCUGGCCAACGAGCAAAGCGUAUGCUGGCUUGGGAUGUGUCUAACGGUGUGGCAAGGCGGUGUUGGUCCGGCAAUAACCGAGCAGAGGAGACCAUUUGUCGGACUAUGGAUGACAAUCCCAAGUUGAAGGUCACACUGCCGAACCAUGUUGAGGACAAAUCUAUCCUUGACAAAGCUCUGGGCAACGCAUGACGUUUUAGGCUUUUAUAUACAAUUCUUUUGUGAACUUAAAAUUGGAAAACAUGAAUUCAUCAAUCGUUCAUAAAACGAAUCAUUACGAAAUCUCAAUUAACAAAAUCACAAACAAUCAAUUCGCCCAUCUAUGGUUUUUAGAUCUGAUCGAUUUUAAAAACUAUCAGGAACGUUUCAACGAUAAAAUGAUCAUAACGAAGUUCAAUUAAUGGUUAUAUACUGUAUCAUAAUAUUAAGGAAUAUAUACUGUAUGAAAUAAUUUGCUAUUUUACACAUUAUUUCACCCUUUUGCUUUUCUGCCACAUUUGUGAAAUGCCACCAAUAAUAAGGUCAUGUAAUUAUCGUCAAUCACCAAAUUUAUACAUGGAGCUGUAUACUCUUAGGGCAAAACAAAUAAAUCCAUAAAAACA